Quercus lobata is the source of this 663-nucleotide messenger RNA. RefSeq lists its product as uncharacterized. Gene Ontology annotation, molecular function: nucleic acid binding; RNA-DNA hybrid ribonuclease activity. NCBI's taxonomy places the organism in Eukaryota, Viridiplantae, Streptophyta, Magnoliopsida, Fagales, Fagaceae. The record is from RefSeq and is a predicted model, not a curated record. The coding region runs from base 1 to 663 and encodes 220 amino acids. The transcript is spliced from 3 exons.
AUGGGGGCCGGGGCUGGUAUUGUCAUAAUCACCCCUGAGGGUAUACAACUGGAGCACUCCUUUAGAUUGGGAUUCAAAGCCUCAAACAAUGAAGCCGAGUACGAGGCCCUACUGGCCGGUUUAAGGGCCGUAUUGCAUCUGGGCACAAAGGAUGUAGAGAUUUACUCGGACUCUCAGCUGGUUGUUUAUCAGAUCAUAGGGGACUUCGAGGCUCGGGACCCUCGAAUGAAAGCUUAUCUAAGUACAGCAAAGCAGAUUAUCGGUCAAUUCGGAACGAGUGUUCCCGACCAAGCUGGGAUAGAGGUUGCGCAGGUAGCAGUGGCCGGUCUGUGUUGGAUGAACCCGAUCAUAGAUUUCCUCGCCGAGGAUAAAGUUCCAGAGGAUGAGGACGAGGCCAACAAGAUUCGCCGGGUGGCUCCCUGGGAGGCCGCGACCAUACGGCACGCCGAGUAUCAGCAAAAGCUGGCCCAAAGGUACAACCGAAAUGUAAAGGGGAGGGAAUUUAGUGCCGGGGAACUAGUGUUAAGAAAGGUUAUGGGAAACAUGCGAGACAUAGCUGCAGGGAAGCUUGCUCAAACCUGGGAGGGACCAUACAAAGUCACAGCCAUCGCGGGUGCAGGGGCCUACUACUUGGAGGACCUCAACGAGAGGCCGCUUCCCUGA